UACCGGGAUCGUCAGCUAGGCGUCGUGCAACAGCAGAUCUGAUAAAUAAAAGUAAAUAUAUACAUAUACAUAUAAUUUCCGACCGAGAAAAGUGACGCCUGCAGAGAGACGCGCGUACCUACCAGGAAGGCACAGCAGCAUCGGCCUCUCCUCGAGCGGUCAAUCGUGUACCGCGUUCAACAGUUAGUCGCAUCCUCGAGCGGCAACUGGCUAGGUACAACAUAUUUUAUACAUCCAUUAUAUAUAUCAUCGUAGCAGCACAGCAGCAGCCAUAAUAGGUAGUGGUGUGCGCGGUACGGUGUAUCCAUUACAGGCGGCGUCGCUCUCGUUUUCGAUAACGAUCUCGGAUAAGUACAACAUAUAUAUCUGCUCGCCGGGAAAACGAGACUCCUGCUGCAAGACGUCAUCAUCGGCGCCCGAGGGUGUCUACUCGUGGUACUUUUCCUCGUGUUCACAUGGGUGUGUAAGAGAUACGCGCGAGCGGCGCCAUUUGCUCCUAAGAGAAGCAAGAAAGAGAGGGAAAGCAGUAGCCGGACAGCGUCGAAGGGUCUCUCUCUCUUCCUCUGUCGAGUGUCGACGCUGUCGACAUCGUCGUCGUCAUCACGAACACGAAGGCAAAGCUUUGAGACGAAACAUUAAAAGCGCACCAGGAGUGAGAAGCUGAAAAAAUGGAGAACAGGCCGGCCCCGUUGAGAUCGAGGCGGGUGUGUAGAUUCUGCCUGACGGAUACCGAGCCGCUCAACUUCAUCUACGACCGCGAGCUCAGCAAGCCCUCUAAUGUCCCGCUCGCCCUGCAGAUCAUGUCCUGCGUCGGCAUCGAGGUGUACUCUGCAGAUGGAAUGCCACAAAUGAUUUGUUUGCACUGUCGUGGCAAUUUGGACAGAUCUUAUAAGUUCAAGCAGCAAUGCAAAAAGGCAGAUGAAGCCCUACGUGCCUAUCCCAUAUCGGGAGUUCUUCCACGACCGUUUCCACUACUAUCCUCCGAUUCAUCUGAGGGUACUGCCAAGAGAAAGAUAGAGAUAAGGAGUCCCAAUGAUCCUAAAAAGCCUCGGUUGGACAAUGGCGACAGAGACAGACGAGAAAAUCUGCGCGAAAAAGAGGAACUUCAACAGCGCCACGAGUAUUACGAGGAACCGGAGGACAUGGUUUACGAGGGUGAACACGAUGCUAACGCUAAAGAUGAUGAUGACGAGUCAAAGCUCGAACCUGGCGAGAUCCGCGUGCAUGCUUGUAAUCAGUGCGAACGCACUUUUCCUCUGCUCCAAUCGCUUCAGCUUCACAUGGAACGAGCUCACGGACGGGAUCGUGAAUACAAGUGCACUGAGUGCGAUCGUUCCUUUUACUCCAAGUAUGACCUGACCAAGCACAUGACAACUCAUAACGAGGAAAAACCCUAUUCGUGUCAAAUUUGCAACAGGCAGUUUUCGCGAGCGAAUCUACUCGCACGUCACGAAAAGAUUCAUCAGGAAGAGUUGAAGUACUCUUGCGUCCAUUGUGAUCGCUCUUUCUUCACUCGGGAGGAUCUUGAUAAGCAUGAGGAAAACAUGCACACCGCUGUUAAGCCUUACCAGUGCAACAUCUGCAACAAGCAAUUUACUUACAAACAAAGUCUUGAGCGACACGAAAUGCUGCAUAGCGAGGAUAAGUCGUUUGUGUGCGAGUACUGCAAAGAGGCUUUCCGCACAAGCACCAAGCUCGCUCGUCACUUGACCACUCAUGCUGGACAUCGUCCGUAUUUGUGCAAGCUAUGCCCCCGCUCGUUCCUUCUUUCGCACCACUUGACGCGUCACAUGCGCAGUCAUUUAGUCGAAAAGCGACACCAGUGCGAGGACUGCGGCAAGGCUUUCAAGCGCAAAGAGAGCCUCGAAGUUCAUCAACUUACGCACAUCAAGCGGCCAGGUAUGGGCUUGAUAUGCAAUGUUUGCAAGGAGUCAUGUCGUAAUAGGGCCGACUACGUUACUCACAUCAAACAACACAUCGAGGCGGGUGAAAAGAUGGGACCCGACGGAUUGCCCCCAGAGAACAAGGAAAAGCUCGCGGAUACCGAAGAAGAGGAGGAAGAAGAAGAAGAAGAACAGUACUCUGAUGAUGACGACGACGACUACGAGCCACCCUCGUCUUAUGUGUAUCAGGCUAAAAAAAUGCAAAGAGGAGUGAAUAAGUCAAAGACUGCUGAAGAUGAAGAAGAAGAGACACUGGAUCAGGAUGAGGAGAAUAAGAAGGAGCAAAUUGUUUAUGUGAGAGGCAAAGAUGGCAACGUUGUGAAGAAAACGAUAAAAACCCUAAUGCCGAUACAGCGUCGAUCAGAGCCAGCAGAAGCUGUAAAGCCGAAAUCUGCCUCUACUCCUCAAGUCAUAAGCACGAAGCAAAUAAAGGAAGAAGGUCUGUCUCAGCAAAAGGGCAGAGUGGAUGAGACCGAAGCUCAGGUGCAGAAAAUUGUUGCUUCCGUCUUCAAGGAGCACAAGAUACCGCUCAAGAACCAAAGUGCUGAGCAGAUCAAAGAAUCGCAACAAGUUAAGCAAGUAACCAUGCCAACUGUCAUGAAAGAAGAAAAAAUAGAUUCAUCCUCGGCAUCCACUUCUCAAAAUACCGUCAAGGUGAUUAAGAGAAUUAUAGUUAAACGGCCUGCUGGAUCAGACAUGUCGGGUGCUAUUACAGGUCCCAUUCGCGAUUUUAUUCAAGAACCAACAACUCCAACUACUUCUCCACAACAGUCCGUGGCUACCCCGUCUACAUCCGGCACUAAGUCAACGAAACGGUACAUCCUGCGUAGAAUAAUCCGUCAAGGCAACAUGGAGCGUGAGGUAAUCAUGCACGCUGACGGUACACCUGUGGAUCCUGCCGAGCUAGCAAAAUUACCCGCUGCAAAUGUAGUGAAACGCCUCGUAAUGAAAAAGCCAGUAGGGAAGAAUCAAAACAUUGAUGAUUUAUUGCUUGAAUCUCCGGACACGAAACAAUUAUUAAAACUGGUUGAGAGUCAAGAUAACGCUGCGAAAUCAGUGCCCACUCCUAUGACUCCGAUUCGCCGAGUUGAGCAGCAGCCGCAAGAAACAAGUGGAAACAGCGAUCAAUCAAAAGAGAGGAUCGAAGCGUUGGAGAAAGCACUGAAGCAACGUGAUUCAAAAAUCGCAGAACUCGAAGCGCAAAAUCAGCAACAUGCUCAACAGCACGAGUACGAUGCUGACGAGAUGUUGCCGGAGCGAAACGAUGAUGACGAUGAUGACGAGCAGGCGCUACCAUUGAAGCGUGUCUUUGUCAAGCGCAAGCAGUGCAUUUACGAUGAGGAGCGCGAGUAUAAUGAUGACGCGUCCUAUCGUAAAGAAGGCGCUGAUGAGGAAGAAAUAGCUACUGCAAUUUCAAGCCAGGAAGAGUCGAAGGAUAAAGAUGAAUUAUCGAUCGAGGAUGCUAAGAUCAUAAUCAUCAAGCCCGAAGAAAGCCAGCAUGAUGUCGAUGAAAUGAGCAGAGAGCUGUGUAACAUUCUCGACUCGACGGACUCUGUCGUCAAAAUGCAGGAAACUGUCUUGAAUAAUUUAACACGAAUAACAACGGUUAACGAGGCGUCAUCGCUCAAAACUUUUGCUGAAGUCGUUGAGGAGGCUACGACGCAGGAAGAGUCGAAGCCCGAAGUGCCGACGUCAACUAUGCCAGAAGAGCAAAUGGACCAAGAAAUCGUCAUCAGUUCAGGAUUGGAGCAGCCUCAUGAACAGGUAGUAGAGGAAGUGACUGAACAUCAGGACCCUCAACUCAAAAUUAUUGUAACUCAUCAUGACCUCGAAGAAGCGCAAGUAGAAGAAGUGAAAAUGGAUUAUGAAGGCUCUAAUGUGGAAACAAGCCAAACUGAAGGCGUGGAUGAAAGCGAGAACGUCGAAAGGUCAGAGGCUGAAUUGUCUGAACUGAAUACGCAAGUACUGUCGGACACGAAUGACAUAUUUGAGGCAUCUGUGACGGAAAUGGAAGUAGACAAAAGCCAAGAACAGUCAAACGUUAACGAGUCGGUUAUUGAAUUGUCUGUUGCAAACGAUACAAUCAAUUUGAACGAGACCACGGACAGUAGAGACAGUUUAGAAGAUAAAUUGUCGCAAAUGGAAGGCUAAGCCGAAAUGUGCUAAGCAAAUAGUUUGUAUUAUAGAUAAAUAAUGGAUUGAAUGAAUUACAAGUUUCACCUUUACGAAAUCGCAUGAUUCGUAAGUCGUAUAAAAAAAUAGGAUCGGCUAUUUUACUGACAGUUAAACAGUGGUGCAUUUGCAGAUUUUGCAAACUGAUUUAAGUUUUUAGAUCAACUAUUCCUCGAAGAGAGGUGAUGACUGUAUCAUUAACUCGUUUGGAACUUGCGUAAUUUUUUUUUCCAAUCUGUGAAUUCUUUUUGUCUGUUUGACAAAGGCUUUUGUACUGUAAUAUUUCAAAAACGUUCGUGUUGCAAAUCUGAACGCACGAUCGCGUACACGCAUUCCACAAAUAUCAACUGGAUUGUGCGAUUUAACGUAACAUUUUUCGUCUUCUAGAUUUAAGAAGAAAAAAGCUGGUGUUUUUUCGAUUAUCUACGCGCCAAAUUUGUACACAAAUCAUUGAAUUUUAAUCAUCUGCAUUAAAAAAUAGCUGAUCCACCGAGACCUUGUACAUAGCUGAACCAUUCCCUUAAAAAUAAAUUUUAUAUAAAAAUUUUUAUCAUUUAUUAUGUAAUUCGUGAGCACACGUAAAAUUUGACAUUAUAGAUUAAAAGAAUAUUCAUGUAUAAGUAAGAGAAUUAUAUUAAGAUAUAAUGAAAUUAUAAAUUUGGGAACAAAUAUAUCAUGUCACGAUUGCUGUCGCGAUUGUUGGAUCUCAAUUUUUCUUGCGAUCUGUAUGUUGAAAUACAUUCAGGAAAAUAAAUUUAUAUUAGUGUUUAUAAUACAUUUAUCUUUAUUAUUUGGAUUUAAUAAAGUUAGGCUUCUAAGAUUUUUAAUAGUUUUUAUUUGAUAUGUAGACAAGAAUAAAAAAGACAUGAACUAAUAAAAAUACUUAACUCUAA
Copidosoma floridanum is the source of this 5008-nucleotide messenger RNA. RefSeq lists its product as uncharacterized. Gene Ontology annotation, biological process: regulation of transcription by RNA polymerase II. Gene Ontology annotation, molecular function: zinc ion binding; DNA-binding transcription factor activity, RNA polymerase II-specific. The record is from RefSeq and is a predicted model, not a curated record. NCBI's taxonomy places the organism in Eukaryota, Metazoa, Arthropoda, Insecta, Hymenoptera, Encyrtidae. Gene Ontology annotation, cellular component: nucleus.